Trypanosoma rangeli is the source of this 2742-nucleotide messenger RNA. RefSeq lists its product as uncharacterized. NCBI's taxonomy places the organism in Eukaryota, Euglenozoa, Kinetoplastea, Trypanosomatida, Trypanosomatidae. The coding region runs from base 1 to 2742 and encodes 913 amino acids. The transcript has a single exon. The record is from RefSeq and is a predicted model, not a curated record.
AUGCGGGAGGCGCCUCCUCCUCCUCCUCCACCUCCGUCUGCUCCGGCGACGACCGCGACCCACACCGCCGCGGUGUCAGCGUCCACGCGACUCACUAAGACCCAAAAGCAGGUGCAGCAGCAGCAGCAGCAGCAGCGUCCCCUUUUGCGGUCCGCUACGCAGCGCCUGGCGUUUGGCGCCCUGCCCUCGCAUGCAGGGGACGUCCACAGCGCUGCAGAUAAACACGGGGUGCGGAGUCGUACGGCUCCGCUGCGAGCGCGAUUGCCGCCCGCCACCCCGGAGAGGGCGAAGAAGGGGCACGGUGCUGUUGCCCACAGUAGUGCGAUGAAGCGGCAACGCCCGCAGGUGCUCGCGACGAGCGGUUUUCGCAAGAGCGCAACGGCACCGUGGUCUAGCCCGGGGGGGCGUGAGCCACAACGACCGCAACACACCUGCCGCCGCACUGUCUCCCUCACCUAUACGAGGGGCGCCUCCCUGCUUCAUGUGAAUGUUGAGCCUGGGAAAAAGAAGUCCCACCCGCAGAAGCAGCAGGGCCCUCCUUGCACACCGCAGCGGCAGGUCAAUGCAGCGUUGCUACGUCAAACAACCUCCACGAUGGGAACUGUCACGGCCUUCUCUCCGGCGUCAAAGAAGGCCGCAAUUUUAGCCCGGCCGGAUGCAAGAACUACGAGAACCCCCAAUAAAAAAAAAGCUCCUCGUGAAACCAAAGCGGGUGCGAUGGACCUGCUGCGGCGGCCCCCCUCGCUGAAUCCAACGCCGCAUGAGGCCCCUAACGCCCCGCGUGUGAACAUGACGUCGCUGCAGCGGUGGUGCGCUUGUUCCACCUCUGCCUCGGCGCACGCUACCACUGCCGCCCAGCAGUGUAAACGCUCUGCGGCGGUAAAGGCGCUACCCACGCCGACACAGAAGCCACGCGUAGCUUUGAGAACGCCAUCUGCGCCGUGCUUUCCACAAUCCCCGAGGCGGCUGCAGCGAACGCACACCACCUACUUCCCCAUGGGAAUUAGGCGGCAUGCAGCUGCGUCGUCGCCGUACACCGUCGAUGGUAAGACACCGCAAAGGUCAGGAGAGAAAACCGCACCGCAGGAGAGAGGCCCUCGUACCAAGACCGCUACCAGUGGUGUUGGUGGUCGAGGUGGUGCCGCUCAGGAAGGCAGAAAACGAACAUCGACGCCACCAUUAACUCGCACACCUACCGCCCUCCACAGUGGAGCCUCAGCCUUUUCUGCAUUUGAUCUUCGUGGGAAUGGCACCGUGAGGCGUACCUCAUUAUUUAUCUCAAGAGCGUCUGGGGAAGAGGUACAAGCCCAGCGGCAGAGAAGGACGCAGAAUGGGGCGGAGGGUGGGAGGUGUGUGGUGGGUAACGGUGGCGUCUCGCAGCGGAACCCGGCUCUCGGUAAAGCGGCCCUGCCGAUUCGUCCAACAAAUAGUACGCUUUGUAGAGAGGCCUCCACGCGGGCAAAGAAGCGUCAAGAGAUUAGGCAGGAACAUGAACGCUUGGCGGCUGUAGUACCGCACUUGUCACAGGAUGUGUGGUUGGCAAUGCGACGGGAGCUGCGGCGAUUGGUGGAGGUCCGCUCAAAGCGCACCGGCACGGCGGUGGGUGGUCGCGCAGUGGCACCGCAGGCGCAAUCUGCGCACGCCCUGCAGGCCCCGCAGAGUGGCACUGAGGAAGAUAGGGGGCAGAGCAUUAGAAAAAGCUCCGUGGGCGAUAGCAGAGCGAUGCCAGCGCGGCGCAGCACCAGGAGCUCCGUGGCAAAGGAGUCGCCCAAGUGUUUAGAGGGCAUGACCGAGAGCUACAAGGACGCUCAUCAAGAGGGGAUGUGCAACAUGGGUGCGAGGCAGCGGGUACUGGAAGGCCGGUUUUCCUCACAGUACCGUGGACCGCGUCGCGUAGGGGUGGAGGCGGCGAUGCCAUGGCCGCAGCUUGUCGCUAGCGGGAACGGGGGCGUCCACUCUCUCCCGCGUCAUUGCUACCAAUCUCCCACCGCUGUGGACGCUGAUGCUGCGGAGGGGGAAGACAAUGAAACACCGAUGCCCGCGCAGACCGUGGUGCGGCUAGGGAGGAGAGCGGAAGUGGACGAUGAAAACAAGCAACGAAGUAUGACGCGAGACAACGAUAGUCGUGGGAGAAGCUUCUCCCCCUCCAUACGACCUCCAAGUGAGUUCUUUGACGACGCGGCCGCAACGUCCGCGGACUCCACGCCGCGGCUGAUCCAUGGCAGCAUAACCGCCUCAGACUUGGACACCUCUCCAGUGGUCGUCCCACCGAUGCGGAGAAAGUCCCCCUCAUUCGUGCUGCGGCGUCCAAACCGGCGGAAAGCGAAGGCCCCCGUCUUACAUUUCUGCGGCAGGCGAAGCACCCCCCGCGUGUUUCCCUCCGCAACGCCCCCCAGGCGGCGUCAUUGCGAAGGGUGGGGUAGAUCUGGCUCUCAACUCUUCUGUGCGUCGCGCAGGGCCGGGAGUUGGCACGUUCGCCGUGGUAGGAGCACCCGAGGUGACGGCGUCGUUGUGCUCUCUUCCGACAUGCUUGUUGCGCUGUACGCUACCAUCGACGGGACGGCAGACGGUAACGGCGGCAGCAGCAGCAGUCUCGCAGGCCAUUGCGCACAACGACGCGGAAGACGUGGUCUGCAGAAUGUUCCCACGGCGAGAACACUUUCCUACGAGGGCGUCAUUGCGACAACAACGACGACGACGGCAGCCGCCUCACUUCCACCAGGGCGGAAGUUGUGUGGAUAA